ACGUGGCAAGACGUGACAAGAAUUCACCAGCAAAGAACCAAAAACAUGAGCACAGCAGGAAAAGUCAUCAAGUGCAAGGCCGCUGUGCUCUGGGAGCUGAAGAAGCCGUUUGCCAUCGAGGAGGUGGAGGUCGCACCCCCUAAGGCUCAUGAAGUUCGUAUUAAGAUGGUGGCCACGGGGAUCUGUCGUUCAGAUGACCAUGCCAAGACCGGCUCCCUUUACACACCACUUCCUGCGAUCCUGGGCCACGAGGGUGCCGGCAUUGUGGAGAGCGUCGGAGAAGGCGUGACGAGUGUCAAACCAGGUGAUAAAGUCAUCCCGGUGUUCCUUCCCCAGUGUGGAAAGUGCCAGGUCUGCAAGCACCCAGAAGCCAACGUUUGCUUGAAAUUGGACAUUUCCAAGCCGAGUGGGACCAUGCAGGAUGGGACCACCAGGUUGACCUGCAGAGGGAAGCCCAUCAACCACUUCAUAGGCACCAGCACCUUCUCCCAGUACACGGUGGUGCAAGAAUGCGCAGUGGCCAAAAUCAAUGCUGCCUCCCCGCUGGACAAAGUCUGUCUCAUUGGCUGUGGGUUUUCUACCGGAUACGGGUCUGCCACCAAAGUUGCCAAGGUCACUCCAGGCUCUACCUGCGCCGUGUUUGGUCUUGGAGGAGUCGGUCUGUCAGUUGUGAUGGGCUGUAAAGCAGCGGGGGCAGCCAGGAUCAUCGGAAUAGAUAUCAACAAAGACAAAUUUGCAAAGGCCCAAGAGGUGGGUGCCACCGAGUGCAUCAGCCCAAGGGACUUCCAGAAACCCAUCGAGGAGGUGCUGAAGGAGAUGAGUGGAGGAGGUGUAGACUUUUCAUUUGAAGUCAUUGGUCGGCACGACACCAUGAUGGCUGCCCUGAUGUGCUGUCAGGACUCAUAUGGAGUAAGCGUCAUUGUUGGAGUGGCUCCUAAGUCAGAGAUGCUUUCUCUGAACCCCAUGCUGUUGCUGACGGGACGCACGUGGAAAGGAGCUCUCUUUGGUGGCUUUAAGAGUAGAGAUUCUGUCCCAAAACUUGUUGAAGAUUUUAUGGCUAAGAAGUUUUCGAUGGAUUCGUUAAUAACCCAUGUUUUACCUUUUGAAAAAAUAAAUGAAGGAUUUGAGCUGCUUCAUUCUGGAAAGAGCAUCCGUACGGUCCUGACGUUCUGAGGUCACAUGAAGGUUACCUUUGCUGGGAGCAACCUCCUAGCCCUUCCACCAUGAGGAACAUCCGCUGAAUGACACCACCAACUCUGGUUUUCAAAGAUGUCGUCAUCAUUCACACAUGAGUAUUUUGCAAAAUCAAUGAUUGAUAUGAAAUCAUUUUCCAAGAAAAUGUGUGAGACCUUACUUAGUGAGGGCUAGAUGGAAUACCAGCCAGGUAACUAAAUAUGAUCAACUUCUUUCUUAGCCGUUCUGAGCUUGUCAUUUUUCCCUUUGAGCAAAGAUGUUUCUCUUCACCUGUUGCAUUUUGUUGUAUUUUUGCUGCCCUAUGUCCUGAUGUUAACCUACUUGCUCCCGUAAUCAAGAGGAACAAUUGUAUUUGAAAACUUCUGCUUCUAUUUCCAUUGUCUGUGUUUUCUUUUCUAUAAAUAUACCAAAGCCUAUGGGUAACAGUACAUCUAGGGAAGGAGACAUUCAGAUUUAUUAUGUGGAGAGGAUCUGAAACUUCAAAUCCAAUAAUUUUUUAGGCAAAUACAUU
Molecule: messenger RNA, 1705 nt
Organism: Sorex fumeus (smoky shrew)
Lineage: Eukaryota; Metazoa; Chordata; Mammalia; Eulipotyphla; Soricidae
Product: alcohol dehydrogenase E chain-like
Exons: 9
Coding region: 46-1173 (375 amino acids)
Biological process (GO): retinoic acid metabolic process; retinol metabolic process
Cellular component (GO): cytosol
Molecular function (GO): zinc ion binding; all-trans-retinol dehydrogenase (NAD+) activity
Source: RefSeq, a predicted model, not a curated record